AUGUCAGAGGCAAACCUGAAUGUCGACUAUGAAGCUCAGAGUUUACUAGUUUUUACUGGCGAUGCCUCACCGCGUCGCGCAUUGUCCCGGAUGAUUGUGCUCUUGCACUCAAUUUCAAAAUUCAGAUCUGAAGCUGAGAGAAGUUACACCAGUAUCGAUGACACUAAUGUAGAAGAUGAUGAAGGACAGCCAGAACUCACUGUUCUUGUUGAUGGUUCAUCUGCACAAGACAAUAGCCUCGGUAGCAAUAAGGACCGGCUUGAUUCAGAAGUUACCUCACAAACCUCGCGGGGUGAUAGUCAUCAUGGCAUUGAGCUCCUGACUCAAUUUAAAAUUAGUGAGAUUUCUGUCACCACACAUAUCGCAUCCGGGAAUGCCUCAACUGUUCCUUCAGUGCUGCCAAAGAGCCAACAGGACAAACUACAACGUAGCCAAACAAAGAAAAUAACUCAAAUCAUGAAGGAAAGGGAUUUAAAGACAUUCAAUAGUUUUGGAGGCAUCGACGGAGUUGCAGAUGCAUUGAGUACUGACCUGGUCAAGGGACUUCAUGACAAGGAUGAUAUUUGUCGUAGAAAAAUGGAAAUAGACUCUCAAAAGCAGUUCCCUGAAAGCUGUUUCUUUCCCUUACUGAUAGAUACAUGCAAAAGUUCUACAACGAUUCUUCUUCUUGUGGUUGCAGUACUGUCUCUUGCCUUUGGAUUACAGGAAGAAGGUCCAGAGACCGGCUGGCAUGAUGGAGCCAUUUUAUUUCUCAUGAUUACUGUGCUGGUUCUGUUAACUUCGUUAUGCAGAUAUAAUCAUGAAAAAAAAUUGCUUAGGAGGUUGAGGAAGCAAGGUGCUCCAAUGAAGACUGUUCAUGUAACUAGGGGAGAAUGUAAUCAGCCCAUCAGUAUCUCAGAUCUUGUACGUGGUGAUAUAGUUUUGCUUGAGAGAGGAUAUGAAGUUCCGUGUGAUGGUUUCUAUAUAGAUGGUAAAUCACUAGAAGUGGAUGCUGGAUCACAGUCCAUAAUUGAUGACAAGAAUCCGUUUCUGUUUUAUGGUUCAAGGGUAAUCAAUGGCAGUGGCAGGAUGGUUGUGGCAUCUGUGGGCACGACCACAGUUUGGGAUAACCUGAUGAAGACUAAUUCGAGAGAUAAAAAGUCUAUUGUAGAAGCUCAUCUUGACAAGUUAAUGAAAGGAAUCCAUAUCUUUGGUCUCCUAAUAACUAUCCUCAUGUUUACAGCAUCCUUCCUGCGGUUUGUAUUAAAGAAACCAGAUGAAGCAAAUGGGUACCGGUCAGAAGUCAAGGAUAAACCAACCUCGAUCAGAAUUAUAUGUAAUACCAUUGAGAAAAUAGUCACAGAACCAAAGGGCACAGCUAGAACCUUAAGAAGUCUAUUAGGUAUCUCACUGGUUGGAAUAAUGGAAAAUGUGCCAAUGGUUGUUUCAAUUGCUAUCACUCUAUGGAAUGACAAGGUUCUGUCAGAUAAAGCUACCUGCCAUGAUUUGCUAGCGUGCAUUAAGUCAUCAUCAGUCACUCGUAUCUGCACUGACAAAAUUGGUGGGUUAACCGAACAGCAGAUGGAAGUUAGUAUGGUUUCUGUUGGAUGUGAUGUUAUAAGUGACAGCUCUAGUCUUUCCCCGAAAGUACUUGAAGCACUUUGCGAAGGUAUUGGCACAUCAGUUUUCACAUCUGCAGAUGCUUGUCAUGUAAUGGAGGCAUCACUCUGUCUUUGGGCUAAUGAUGCCAUUGGGCUUAUGAGUAACAAUUUGAAAACAAACUGGGAACUUCUGCAGUGGACAGAAUCAGAUGCGAGUAAGAACUCUUGUGGAGUAUUGAUUAAGAAAACUGAAGAAGAUGUUAUGCGUCUGCAUUGGAAGGGACCUGUCGGGGAAAUUUUGGCCAAAUGUUCCCUUUGCUAUGAUAAGGAAGGGAAUCUACAUGAAAUGAACACUCAGAAAAGGCUGGAUUUUGAGCGUGUUAAUAAAGAUAUGCUGGACAAACAAUUGAAAACAGUUGCACUUGCUUGUAGACCCGCUUUUGCCCGUAGGCUGGAAGGAAAUGACUUAAAUUUAAUAGGACUGAUUGGUUUAAAAGAUUCAAGUAAAGAAACUACCAAUAUGGCAAUUGCACUUGCUUUUAGCGAAGGUAGUAUAAGGACUAUACUUGUUUCAGCAGAUGAUGUUUCUUCACUCGAACCAAUUGCAGUUCAACAUGGGUUGCUCAAACAGGCAUCAAACCUGGUGCUUAAAGGUGAAGAUUUUCAAAAAUUAACCAAGGCUGAGAGGAUGGAGAAAAUAGAUCAAAUUUGCGUUCUGGGAAAUUGUCUUCCAGCUGAUAAGCAGUCUUUUGUGAAAUGCUUAAAGGACAGAGGAGAGGUGGUUGCGAUGGUUGGAAUGCAAACAACUGAUGCUCCAGCACUAAGAGAAUGUGACAUAGGGGUGGCUUUGGGGACCUGGAACUCAGCAAUAGCUAGAGAAAGUUCUGACAUAACUAUCUGGAAUGAGGGUCUAUGUUUCUUAUUUGACGUGAUCAUUUGUGGAAGAUGGGUUUAUGGGAAGUUGCAGAAGUUUAUUCAAGUGCUGCUUAUUAUGACAGUUUCCAGCUUACUGCUAAACUUCGUUGGAGUAGUUUCCACGGGAGAUGCCCCAAUGACAGCAGUUCAAGUUUUUGGACUAAAUUUGCUCAUGACAUUUAUAGAUGGCAUGGCACUGUUGGGAUCACCACAAGCCAGGAGACAGUGUUAUGAGUCCACAGAUGGACCUACAGGCUCUCUUAUAACCAUGGCUAUGAUAAGAAACGUAAUUGCUCAAUCAUCAUACCAGAUUACAAUUCUAAUGACUCUGCAGCAAAAAGGGCAUCUAAUUGAAGGCACCACUAAGAAAUCAAUCCAAUCCAUGAUCUUCAAUAGCCUAAUCAUGUGCCAGGCUUUCAACCUGUUCAAUGCUAGAGAGCUACAGAACAAAAACUUUUUCAAAGGUAUUAUCCAUGACUUCUGGUUUUUGUGUGCUAUGGCUAUUUACAGUUUUCUGCACAUAUUAUAUUUUGCCAUUGGAUAUAGACUAGCCAAAGACGCACGUCUUGAUUAUAGAUUAUGGGAAGGAUGUUUUCUCAUCGGUAUUGUUUCAUGGCUGUUUGAUUGGAUUUGGAAAGUCCUACUUCCUUCUAGUAGGAUAGAGUGUUUUACUGGCUGGCUUAUCAAUUGCACUGGAAAAUGCAAAAUGACCGUACUAAAGAAAGGUUGGUGGUUAGUGAAGGGAGGGUGUUUACACUCUGAAUCUUUACCACCAGAAACCAAUUCUAAUCUUCAUGACCCCCUCAUCAACACCUUAGACUCUUUAAGCACCCCGAAUCCAUAUGAAACAUUAGUGUAACAAACAUAUGUAUUUGUGAGUGUUAGUGUUAGAGAGAUCAUAGCAGCAUAGGACUACAGGGCAUUGGUAGCUUUAUUUGUUUUGCCCUUUUUAAGCAACAUGUAUAUAUGUAGUUAUUUCACAAUUUGUUUACCAUGUUCCAUUUGGACUUCAGUGACCUGUACAGAAUCUUAUAUUUCAAGAUAAUAUUCCAUUUUACCUUUA
Molecule: messenger RNA, 3558 nt
Organism: Daucus carota subsp. sativus
Lineage: Eukaryota; Viridiplantae; Streptophyta; Magnoliopsida; Apiales; Apiaceae
Product: calcium-transporting ATPase 12, plasma membrane-type-like
Exons: 2
Coding region: 1-3354 (1117 amino acids)
Cellular component (GO): intracellular membrane-bounded organelle; plasma membrane
Molecular function (GO): P-type calcium transporter activity; nucleotide binding
Source: RefSeq, a predicted model, not a curated record